AUGGCUGACGAGUGUCGGGAUAUAAGUGGUACUCAACAGUUGUCUAUUGUCAUUCGGUCUGUUCAUGAUCAAGAUAUUGGUGUAAUUGAUUAUUCAAAUGUAGUGAAAGAAUAUUUUCUUGGUUUUGUUCGAUUAGAAGAAUUUGAUGCAGCAACACUGACACUCAAGAUUGUUCAAUUUUUAAAUAAACUAAAUAUUCGUUUACAAUCAUGUAUUUGUUUAUGUUUCGAUGGUCGUCAUAUUGAUGUUAAUUCAAGUGCUUUAAAAAAUGAAUUUAUUGUUAUCAAAUCUAUUCUCAUGCGUAAAACAAUCAAUGAUGUUAUUCAAUUUUUGAACGAAUUAGUUCCAUUCUCAACUGCAUUUCCACAAACAUUACGAAUGAUCAAAAGUGCCAUAACAAUGCCGAUUUCACAAAGGGGUUAUGGAUUAAGAAAAUAG
Molecule: messenger RNA, 438 nt
Organism: Didymodactylos carnosus
Lineage: Eukaryota; Metazoa; Rotifera; Eurotatoria; Philodinida; Philodinidae
Source: the annotation of a GenBank genome assembly